Molecule: messenger RNA, 312 nt
Organism: Spirometra erinaceieuropaei
Lineage: Eukaryota; Metazoa; Platyhelminthes; Cestoda; Diphyllobothriidea; Diphyllobothriidae
Source: the annotation of a GenBank genome assembly
AUGUACGAUUGUAGCGUCACUGAAAUUCUACGGGACUUCCCCUUGAUGUCACAUUACCUGAAAGAGCGCCGUCAGAUGAUCCAUGAGUUGCGUGUCACCAUGCUUGUGGAUCUCAGCAGGAAUCGUGUCCGCUUCCGAUCCGGGCUCUUUCCCGCUGUAGAACUGUCGCAUGGCCCUGGUGGUUUCGUGGAGAGAGGGCGGGAGUUAGAGGUUGGCGUUGGUCUCCACUUGAGGCAACCGGGCGAUGGCGGUGUCGAAGAUGGUGGAGAGGCAGUUGAGGACGACUUUGAAGGGCUUGGCCCAUCGCUGUAG